Messenger RNA from Cornus florida, 2161 nucleotides. RefSeq lists its product as uncharacterized. The coding region runs from base 200 to 1828 and encodes 542 amino acids. The transcript has 13 exons. The record is from RefSeq and is a predicted model, not a curated record. Gene Ontology annotation, cellular component: Ric1-Rgp1 guanyl-nucleotide exchange factor complex; Golgi membrane. NCBI's taxonomy places the organism in Eukaryota, Viridiplantae, Streptophyta, Magnoliopsida, Cornales, Cornaceae. Gene Ontology annotation, biological process: retrograde transport, endosome to Golgi.
UAUCUUUCGUGAAGCUGUGAAAGCCGACUCCAGAAGAUGAAAUUUAUACGAUCCUCCCUUAACCAUUGAACUCUUUCCAGUUGAAGAGGCUGACGAGUGACGAAGUUGUAGUGAUCUCCACCAACCGAUAUGAGAAAAUAGAUUUCGCAAAAUUCCAAGUCACAACAAAGCAAAAGAGAAAAGGGGAAGGUGAAAGUCAAUGCCUCCUCGAGGAUUUUCCUUCUUUGGAGGAGGAGGGGGUGGUGAUUCGAAGAGAGAGAAAGUGAAGGGUCCUCCGUCAUUGCUGAAAUUACAGACGGAUAAAGAUGUGUAUAGACCUGGUGAUCCAGUCCUCAUCACCAUUGAGAUUCAAAACCCACCCAAGGAUGAUAAUGCUGUUUGUUCUUCGCUUUUGGUUGAAAGGCUUACCUUCGAAAUCAAAGGAAUCCAGAAGUUGGAUACUCAAUGGUUCACCACCCAGAAGCCAUUAUCCGAUUCCAAACGCAGGAGAGGUGAAUAUGUUUUUAUGGACUGCCCAACGACAUCAAUAGUUUCAAAUCAGAUUAUUUCUAUUGGGGACACUAAAACAUAUUUGGUGCGGAUUUUUCUGCCAAGUGUUAUACCACCAUCAUUCAGGGGUGUUACCAUUCGUUAUGUCUAUUAUGUUAGAAGUACAUUAAAUGGACAUUAUCUGAUAUUGGGGAAUGGGCAAACUCACCAAGAGUCUAUAAGAGAUCUCGCUGAGCUGGAAGUGCGAAUCCCUUUGCAAAUAUGGGUCACUCAGAAUAGCAAUGGUUUGCUAAUUGAACAAGAUAGAAUUGAUGGUAUUGUUCCUACUUCAACCAUCCUUUUGGAUGUCUACUGGAAAGAGGUGGAUGGAGACUCUGAUUGGGCUAGAGCUAAUGAAACAUAUGAUGGAGUUGAGGAAGGCUAUGAGAGCUCAAGGGAUGAAAUCUCAUCCGUUUCUUCCUACAAUCCCACCAAGGAAAAUAUACACAGAGCCUUUGGAAGUUCAUUAUCCUUGCAAUCAUCUGUUGCAAAGUCAUCACAUAGAGAUGCUCCAUUUCUCGAAGGACGCAGUAGCAUAUCUUCAUAUAUGCCACUUCCUCAUCUAUCCGUGUCUGAGGUUUUAUAUGAUUCUGGUGAGGAUGUUUUAUCACCCCAAAAGUCUUCAGCUAUUGUCUCUCCUAGCCAACAACUUAAACAUAGAGAAUCCCUUCCCACAGAUGAUGAUUCAGGAGUGCCAACUGUUCCAGGAACUGUCGAACCUGUAGCAUCAGAAGGCUUUAUUCGAGGAAGAUCUUACAAUAUCAGGCUGGAUGACCAAGUUCUGCUCCGAUUUUCACCAAAGAACUCUGAUUCAACUUACUACUUCAGUGACAUGAUAGGUGGCACUCUUACUUUCUUUCAUGAAGAAGGAGCUCGGAGAUGCCUCGAGAAUUAUUGUGGUUUCCAGCUUUCAGUAACCCUGGAGAUGUCAGAGGCUAUAAGUCGUCGGUUCAUCCACCCUUCUCGGAAACAUUCUCCUACAAUUACUAAGGUUCAGAGCGAUCAUCAUGAAGUUGUUGCAGAUUUGGUCCAGACAAGCUUUCUCUUUUCCAUUCCCAUGGAUGGGCCUAUGUCUUUUUCCACUCAGCAUGUCACUGUGCAAUGGGCUCUUCGUUUUGAAUUCUACACCACUCCAAAGAAUGUGGACUGGACUAGAUUUGAGCAUCCUCUUUUGAUAGAGGGAAGAGACAAAAGCGAGUGGGUUCUUCCUAUAACCGUGCAUGCACCUCCACCGGGGACUCAAGCGCACAUCCGAAAUGAGAAGAAUCUCUCUUUUGAACCAUUGUGGGCUCAUAAUUGAAACAGGUGAUAUGUUCUCUGAAGAGAUUUUGUGGAAUGGGAAAUCAAAAUGUUGCAGUGCUUUGAAGAGGUGACAAGAUGGACUUUUGCUGCUGCUACCUUGUUAUGUGUGAUCCUAGAAUAUAAUCUCUAGCCAAGCGGAUUCUCUUUUUUAAUUUAUUUAUUUAUUUUGGGUUAAUGAAUGUAAAGGUUGAAAUGGAUUUUUUUAAAAUUUUUGAAUUUCUUUAUGAUCUUUCUCUCAUUUUGUGAUGAUAAAUAUCCUAUUGUCAAUGAUUCCAGUUCAUUUCAGCUUCUCGAAAUUAUAGAAAUAAUGAAUUAACAUCCUUUGAACUCU